This is a messenger RNA of Necator americanus (New World hookworm), 615 nucleotides long. RefSeq lists its product as uncharacterized. The record is from RefSeq and is a predicted model, not a curated record. Bases 1 to 615 code for a protein of 204 amino acids. Lineage: Eukaryota; Metazoa; Nematoda; Chromadorea; Rhabditida; Ancylostomatidae. The transcript has a single exon.
AUGGUAUUAUCUAGCGCAGCGACGGUGACCGUUGAUCAUCCGAAAAUCCAGAGCUGUUUGGGGCUGACUUAUGUGAACAGACCGGUCCCCACGUUAAAGAGGAAUCAUCGACGCCAUCAGCUAUCGUUGCAAGGAUCAACCAUUUUAACACCUGAAGAACAGCGCCAGCAGAAGAUGAGUACUCUCAAACUUCAGCUCGCAUACGUUCUGAGGAGGAACAUCCCUCAGUUGAGCAUCCGAGACUCCAGAGCUGUUUGGGGCGUUGCUUUCAACUCUGGCUACCGUCCAGUUCUUCUCAGCAUUAAGAUACCGUUUCACAAAAGGAACCGACCACUACCUCACCAACCGAAAAUCGACAUGGCAGAUCUGAAAGACGAAGAAUGCAGAAUGAAAUUCCGCCAACGUGUGUCUAUUCAUGUUGGAGUACGGACUAGGAAGAAGAUUUGCGAUGCGGAUUCCUUUACAAAGUGCGUUCAGGACGCUGCAAAGGAAACUCUCCCUGUUCAAAUGCCGCGGAAGAAGUUUGUCUUUGACCUGCGGAAACAAAAUCCAGGUACAAUUCUGUAUGUGCCGCGCGCAGCACUCGUGACUUCAACCAGGAAGUUAGGAACCUAG